Messenger RNA from Cynocephalus volans (Philippine flying lemur), 3736 nucleotides. RefSeq names its product upregulator of cell proliferation (gene URGCP). The record is from RefSeq and is a predicted model, not a curated record. Lineage: Eukaryota; Metazoa; Chordata; Mammalia; Dermoptera; Cynocephalidae. The coding region runs from base 312 to 2978 and encodes 888 amino acids. Gene Ontology annotation, molecular function: GTP binding. The transcript is spliced from 6 exons.
CUCCUGUCGGCUACGCGGCUUGCUGCCCCUAGUUCUGCGGCUUUACCUCUGGUCAGCGAGGGCCCAGGGAAGCCGGCGGAGAGGACGGGCUGGUUCAUGUCACUGUGAGGUGCUACAAGCUAUGCCCCCUGUCCUCACCUCCUGGGCUGAUUCUCAGGCUGUCACAUGACACCUGAGAGUAGUGGUUCUCAACUCUGAUAGAAGUGGAAUUACUGGUCAAAGGGCAUUCAGAUUUGGGAGAAGUGGCCCCAGAGAUAAAAGCGUCAGAGAGACAAACAGCCGUGGCCAUUGCAGAUUUGGAAUGGAGAGAAAUGGAAGGAGAUGAUUUUGAGUUCCAUUCUGGAGAUGGUACAAAUGAGGCUCAGGACAAUGACUUUCCAACAGUGGAGAGAAGCAGGCUUCAGGAAAUGCUGUCACUCUUGGGACUGGAGACAUACCAGGUCCAGAAACUCAGCCUCCAGGACUCUCUGCAGAUCAGCUUUGACAGCAUGAAGAAUUGGGCCCCUCAGGUUCCCAAAGACUUGCCCUGGAAUUUCCUCAGGAAGCUGCAGGCCCUUAAUGCAGAAGCCAGGAACACCACUAUGGUGCUGGAUGUGCCCCCGGACGCAAGGCCCAUGGAGAAGGAGCACCAGAUGGAAGAGGAGGUCAUCUAUUGGGACCCGGCUGACGACAUUGCUGCCGACAUUUACUCUUUUUCUGAGCUGCCAACCCCCGACACACCAGUGAACCCCUUGGACCUUCUCUGCGCCCUCCUGCUGUCCUCAGACAGCUUCCUGCAACAGGAAGUAGUGUUGAGAAUGUCCCUCUGCCAGUUCGCACUUCCUCUUGUGCUGCCUGACUCAGAAAACCACUAUCACACAUUUCUGCUGUGGGCGCUACGGGGCAUCCUGCGGACAUGGUGGGCCCAGCCCCCGCGGGGGGUGGGCAGCUUCCGAGAAGACAGUGUGGUUCUGUGCAGGACACCCACCUUCGCCUUCGUGCGCAUGGAUGUCAGCAGCAACUCUAAGUCCCAGCUGCUCAACGCUGUCCUCAGCCCGGGCCACCGGCAGUGGGACUGCUUCUGGCAUCGGGACCUCAACCUGGGCACCAACCCCCGGGAGAUCGCAGAUGGGUUGGUAGAAAUCUCCUGGUUUUUUCCCAGCGGCAGGGAGGACUUGGAUAUCUUCCCUGAGCCUGUGGCCUUUCUGAACCUGAGAGGUGACAUUGGGUCUCACUGGCUGCAGUUUAAGCUCUUGACGGAAGUGUCCUCAGCAGUGUUUAUACUGACAGACAACAUCAGCAGGAAGGAGUACAAGCUGCUGUAUUCUAUGAAGGAACCAACCACGAGGUUCUACUUCAUCCUCAGUCCCUACCGUGGUAAGCGAAACACAAACCUGAGAUUCCUGAACAAACUCAUUCCUGUGCUGAAAAUAGACCACUCGCACGUCCUCGUGAAGGUCAGCAGCACCGACAGUGAGAGCUUUGUGAAGAGGAUCCGCACAAUCGUCGGCAACGUGAUGCGGGCCCCCUGCAGGCGGGUGUCUGUGGAGGACAUGGCGCACGCAGCCCGCAAGCUGGGCCUCAGAGUUGACGAGGACUGUGAGGAAUGUCAGAAGGCAAAAGACCGGAUGGAGAGGAUCACCAGGAAAAUCAAAGACUCGGAUGCCUACCGAAGGGAUGAGCUGCGACUGCAAGGGGACCCCUGGAGGAAGGCAGCCCAAGUGGAGAAGGAGUUCUGCCAGCUCCAGUGGGCCUCGGACCCUCCCGAGAAGCACAGGGCUGAGCUGAGGCGGCGGCUGCUGGAACUUCGAAUGCAGCAGAAUGGCCACGACCCCACUUCAGGGGUGCAGGAGUUCAUCACAGGGAUCAGCAGCCCCUCUCUGGGUGAGAAGCAGUACUUCCUGCGGUGGAUGGAGUGGGGGCUGGCGCGGGUAGCCCAGCCUCGGCUGAGACAACCCCCGGAGACACUUCUCACCCUGCGACCAAAACACGGGGGUACUCUGGACUUGAGUGAGCCGCUUUGGCCCGAGCCCCUGGGGGUGGAGCACUUCCUGCGGGAAAUGGGACAGUUUUAUGAGGCUGAGAGCUGCCUUGUGGAGGCAGGGAGGCUGCCGGCAGGCCAGAGGCGCUUUGCCCACUUCCCAGGCCUGGCCUUGGAGCUGCUGCUGAAGGGGCUGCCGCUGGAGCUGAUUGAUGGGAGCACCCUGAGCAUCCCUGUCCGCUGGGUCACGGGGCUCCUGAAGGAGCUGCAUGUCCAACUGGAGAGGAGGUCGCGCCUUGUGGUCCUGUCGGCCCUGGGGGUGCCAGGCACAGGGAAGUCCACGCUUCUCAACACCAUGUUCGGGCUGCGGUUUGCCACAGGGAAGAGCUGUGGUCCUCGAGGAGCCUUCAUGCAGCUCAUCACAGUGGCUGAGGGCUUCAGCCAGGACCUGGGCUGUGACCACAUCCUGGUGAUAGACUCAGGGGGGUUGAUAAGUGGGGCCUUGACCUCGGCUGGGGACAGGUUUGAGCUGGAGGCUUCCUUGGCCACUCUGCUUAUGGGGCUGAGCAACGUCACCAUGGUCAGUUUAGCUGAAACUAGGGACAUUCCACCAGCUAUUCUGCAUGCAUUUCUGAGACUGGAAAAAACAGGGCACAUGCCCAACUAUCAGUUUGUGUACCAGAACCUCCAUGAUGUGUCUGCCCCCGGCCCCAAGCCAAGAGACAGGAGACAGCUCCUGGAUUCACCCAGCAACCUGAGCAGAGCUGCAGCCCAAAUGGAGAAGCAGGGUGAUGGCUUCCGGACACUGGCGGGCCUGGCCUUCUGCGACCCUGAGAAGCAGCACGUCUGGCACAUCCCUGGCCUGUGGCAUGGAGCGCCUCCCAUGGCUGCUGUCAGCUUGGGGUACAGUGAAGCCAUUUUUGAAUUGAAGAGAUGCUUGCUAGAAAACAUCAGGAAUGGCUUGUCUAACCAGAACAAAAACAUCCAGCAGCUCAUCGAGCUGGUGAGACGGCUGUGAGAGUUGAGAGCAACGGAGUUCAGGUGCGGGAGGCUGCUUUGGCAGCCUGUUCUGAUGGGGUGUCCACACGGGGCUGCACCCUGGCACCUGAGAGUGGCAGGUGCAUGAUCCACGUGAGAAGGAAGACAAGCAAAAGACAGGGUUGGAGUCUCCUCAACAGAGUUGAGAAAGGCGGUAACCUCCCAGACCAGCUCAGAGAUGUUCUGGGGAACACAAAAGGCCCCGGGUGGGGGAGACACACAAGCAGUAAUUUGUUCAUGGUCUCUGAGCACCUGUCCAGGCGCCUGUGGGGCUAGCCCUUUGAGCAGCUGCUCUCUUUCAUUGGCCCCUGGAGAGGGGAACAGCUCCCUCAGCUGCUGUAGGCUGGGCAGGACAGAGGAAGCAGAAGUAGGCCUUGUCUCCACCCAACCCAAGGGCCUCCCUGUGGACCAGCAUUCAGAUGUUUUGGUGAUGUGGUCCUGCUCUGUGUAGUCACUACCAUGGCUCCAUAUUUAUUGACUGAUCUGUGUCGCCUUCCCUGCGCCCCCCAGGAAGAGGUCACCAGGCACUCUCUCUGCCCACAGCACUUUGUUAUACCUCUGCUACACACUUCACACAGCGUUGUAACUUGUGUGUUUACAUGUCCGCCCCCACUUCCCAGACUGUGAGCUCCUUGAGGGCAGGGACUGUACAUUAUCCAGUUCUUUGUCCCCAGGGCCUGGCACACUGUAGGCUUAAUAAAUGUUUGUUGAAUAAAUGAAAUGAGUGAAUGCUCACGA